Python bivittatus (Burmese python) is the source of this 2865-nucleotide messenger RNA. RefSeq names its product ankyrin repeat domain 46 (gene ANKRD46). Gene Ontology annotation, molecular function: protein binding. The record is from RefSeq and is a predicted model, not a curated record. NCBI's taxonomy places the organism in Eukaryota, Metazoa, Chordata, Lepidosauria, Squamata, Pythonidae.
GCGACCAGGAACCGGAAGUGUCGAGUCGGGCGCUGCGGGAAGGCUCGCCGCGUCGCUUGGCUCCGCCGGGGCCUGUUUUCGGGAGGGAUUCUCGCCGCCGCAGAGGCGACCGGCCCUGAAGGAGCGGCGGAGGCGCUGCGGAAUCGCCUUCGGCCUGGGAGGCCGGCCCGGGAAGCCGCUGCCGGUCGGGGACUCGAGUCGGGCGACGCGGGGCGGCCUCGUUUGCCCGGUUAGGUGCGGGCUUACUCUGAGGAGGCGGACGGGGAAGAGCGAGUUCGCGGAGAGGGAGCCGUGCUGGCGGUUUAGCAAGGCGUGGGAGCGCCAGAUGUGCAUUGGACUGUGAAGUGGAUCAUAACAGAUUUAACAAUCCUUGAUCAUACUCUGUACCUACUGAAGCUGCAGAUUGGCUACAUUUCCCAUUCAGUCAUGUCUUAUGUCUUUGUAAACGAUUCUUCACAAACAAAUGUGCCUCUGCUACAAGCUUGCAUUGAUGGAGAUUUUAACUAUUCAAAAAGGCUAUUGGAGAGUGGCUUUGACCCAAACAUCCGGGACAGCCGUGGCCGAACAGGUCUUCAUUUAGCAGCAGCUCGAGGAAAUGUUGAUAUUGCUCAGUUAUUGCACAAAUUUGGGGGUGAUCUUUUGGCUACAGAUUACCAAGGUAACACAGCCCUUCACUUGUGUGGACAUGUUGAUACCAUUCAAUUCCUUGUCUCCAAUGGACUCAAGAUAGAUAUUUGCAAUCAUCAAGGUGCAACACCUCUUGUCCUGGCAAAACGAAGAGGAGUAAAUAAAGAUGUGAUUCGAUUGCUUGAAUCUUUGGAAGAACAAGAAGUGAAAGGGUUCAACAGAGGAGCACACUCAAAGCUGGAAACGAUGCAGACUGCUGAAAGUGAAAGCGCCAUGGAAAGCCACUCCCUCCUCAACCCCAACCUGCAACAAGGGGAAGGUGUUCUUUCCAGCUUCCGAACAACAUGGCAAGAAUUUGUAGAGGACCUUGGCUUUUGGAGAGUGCUGCUCUUGCUUGUAGUCAUUGCUUUGCUGUCUCUUGGAAUUGCAUACUAUGUUAGUGGAGUGCUUCCCUUUGUGGAAAACCAGCCUGAGUUGCUGCAUUAAAGGCAGCAUAAAUUAAUAGUGUUCUUACUACUACUUGUAAAUUCUCACUUUGUUCUCUGUCGGGCAGAUGUUGGCAGCCGCAUGUAAUGUUUAUACACACAGCCCCCCCCACACACAUAUUGUAAAGAAGCCUUUUCAAAAAUAAGGAUACAUUAGUCUUAGCUACAUGUUACUGAGUUAAGGUACUCAUGAGCUGCAUUUAACAUGUUUUGGGAUUAUUAGUUGUAAUCCCCACUGAUAAAAUACGACAAUACAAAGAAGCGAUGGAAAGCUUGUCCUUGAUAUGGCAGAUAUAUAUAUAUUCAGGAGACCAAUUUGUCAGAAUGUCUCUAAAAAUUGUUGUUAUGGAAUCAGGUCUUUCACUGUGGGUCUUUAAAGAUGGUUACUUUUUACAGUUACAAGGAAUUUCCUGGUGAUAGUUUUCUGCAGAAAAAUAAAUUAAUUUAUAAGCAUGUAUCUUUUUUUCAAGAAGCAGCACUUGAGAAUUUUUGCACUUCUACAAUUUUAACUUGAAAUAUUUACAGUUUUUCAUUUCUUUGGAACAAGACCAAUAUUUAGUUAAUCCAGAUGAAUUAGGAAAUAUCAAUACUUAUUGUUUUAAUAAGAACUAAAUAAAAUUUUUUUGGACUUUAGGGUUUUUUUUUUCCAAUUGGGAGAAACUCUCUUUUUCUUAGAAGUUAGCAAAAGUUAUCUUAAUGGCUUGAAAAACUGAGUAGAGAUAUUGUGCAAAAGUUGUGAAAUAAUUUAAUAAGAAUUAGAAAAAACAUAUCUCAUGUUCCAUUAGGAGGCAUGAUUGUAGAAAGGUUUAUAUUACCCUAACAUACUGUAAGCUUUGGAAUGAUUUUUCAAGCAAUUUAAUUGGAACGAACUCAGUGUCCUAACAUCUUAAUAUAUGGAUUAUUGUAUAUGUAAACUGAGACCUGUCUUAAAACUAUAAAGUAAGUAAUAUAUCUAAAUAUAAGAUCUACACUCACUAAGAUUAUCUAACUAAGAUUGAUGGUUCAGGCACAUUAAUAGUGCAUGAGGCAAUCUGUCUAGUGUUUUGCUAAACUGAAAAUGCUGUGUGAGAAUGCAUUCAGAUGUGCAAGAGCAUGCAUUGUCUCAUAGAGUUCUAUUUAUACCCAGGCAAGAGAGAAAAUUAUUGCUGAUCUCUCUUCUUUUAUAUCCCAGUAAGUAAUUAAUUAACUAUGUUUAAAAUCUAGAAACUAAAACAAAUAAUUGAUUAGUUUAUUUCACAGUGAGUAAGUUCUUCAUAUUCGUUCUGACAGCUAUCUGAAGAAAUGUAUAUUUGUGGCAAGGUAUAGUCUUCUGUGUAAAAUGUUUUGUGAUACCUUUUUUUCAUUUAACGUUGAAGGAAAUAUUGGAAAUGGACUACUUGUACCCCAGUUUUAGAAUCUCUUUUAAUAUGUUAUAUAGGACCUGAACAUGAUCCAGCCAAAGUUACAACUUUAAGUGCAUGUUGAUUUACAAGUAAUUUACCAUUUCUUUUCUUGAAGAUUAUAGGAUCUUUUUAAAACAAACAGCAAAUUCAAGGAGACUGCAAACAUGAAUAGAUUAAUUACUCAAAUGUUAAUUCAGCAGAAAUAUGAUAUAAACAACUAGGGGAAUUAUAGGUUUUGGGGGUCAUUUUCCUAAAAAGUAAACAUUCAUGUUAUGGUAUUUCUUUUCUACUUUACACUGUAUAACUAUUAACUUAAUUAUUAAUUGUAUUCUAAGCAUGCCAAGGUAUUCCAAAUAAACAUGUAUAAACUA